AUGCCCAGCACAAACAACGGCACCACCUCAGCGAUCACCAUCAAUACCUUCACUACCCUCAUCACGACAAGGACGAAUUUGGACCUCAGCCGCACACAGAGCUCGGUUAUCGCGGCCCUGACGCUGAUGUUGGCCAGCCCCGGGGGGAUGCAAUCACAGCGGCAACGACGUCAGCAACUGACGUUAGGGGUACCACGCCAGGUAUCAGGAGGGCGGAUAGAGGCCGGUCUUCGACGCACGCGCACCCCGCGACUGACGCACCCCCGGCACGAGGCGUUGCUACAGCGACUGCUGGAACGUUUCGAGGCCUUCCGAUCAGCUGGUAGAGCUGCGACGGCGGAGGUGGCGCCGCUGCCAGGACGUGCUUCCGACUGUACGGCGCUCGACUUGUCCAACAUGGCACUAGGAAUGGCUAAGUCAGGCGUUACGUCGCCAGUGUUGUGGGAGGGUCUGACGGAGGCCGCCGCUGCCAGGCGCCUGCGAGACUUUGGCACUCAGGAGACCGCCAACCUCGCCUGGUGCUUGGCGCAGGCACACCGGGACUUCUGCCGACGGGAAGCAGCGGCGGUGUGCGGCAGCGACGUGGCAGGCGGUUGUCGUACGUCGGCAGUGGCAAACACUGCAGCAGCAGACCACCAUUACGGCAUUGUUGGCGUCGUCGAAGGCGUGGAUGCCCAGUGCCGGGUUUUCGUGCCAUGGCCGGGGGCCCCCUCGUCGCCGCCGCCGCCAAGCGCCGCGCGGGCGCUGCAUCCUGCGUGGCUGCCCUGGGCAGGUGCCUUUGUGGAGGCCGUGCUGGCUCCGAGGAUUCGGUGCAUGUUGCGCUUCUACACCAAUCAGCAGGCUGCGAAUGCGGCGUGGGCGCUAGCGGCAUUGGGCCAUGCGGAUUGUCGCACGCUAGACGCAGUGGCGGCGGUGGCGGAAGCAUCGGCGGCGACUGCCGUGCCGCUGGCCGCCCCGCAGCCGCAGCCGCCAACAUCACCAGCCUCGCGGUCGUCUACUGCCAUCCACCCUAAGGCCCUUGUCGCGCUAACACGGGUCGCAUGCGCCCAAACAGAUCGCUUCAGUGCACAAGGCCUGUCAAACCUCAUGUGGGGUUUGGGCGUGUUGGGGUUUCGGAGCCCCCGGGAGCUACGGCACCUAGCGGCGCGGGAGGCGCUGCUGCGGCUGCCGGAGCUACAGCCGCUGGGUUUGGCGACGCUGUUGGAGGAUUGGGCCCGUGCUCGGCGCUACCACCCAGCGCUGUUUGCCACUGCGGCGCAGCUGGCGGUGACGCAGCUGCAGAAUCGCGAUAAUAUGGACGGCGGAGGUGGAGGCUUUUUCCAGCCGCGUACGCUGGCGCGCCUGCUGCGCGCGUGCGGAGCCGUAGGUCAUGCAAAUCGGCGGUUGUUCCUUGCAGCAGCGGAGGUGCUGGCGCCAGCGCAAGCCAACGCCGGUGUACGGCAGCGGCGCGUGGGUGGGUCGGCAGCAGCACCGUUGGACGAGUUGAGCCCGGGGGAGUUGUACCAGCUCGCCGUCGCGUACGGCAGGGUGGGAGUGCACGCCCCGCGGCUAAUGGAUGAGCUCCUGGCGCGCCUUGCACCCGUACUGCAGGCAGCGGAAGAGGACCCCCACGGCAAUUCGCCGCCGCUGUUGCCCCGCAGCGCAGGCCGGCUGCUAUGCGCUUUGGCGGUCCUGGAGCAUCGGCCCGCUGCCCUGACGGCGUGGCGGUUGUUGAAUGGCGAGACGAACUCCAGCGCAGAUAAUAACGGCGGUGCCACCGCCGCGGCCGCGGCCGCGGCGGCGGCGGCGGUGACCUUCCGUAAAUUGGGCCGGUCAGUCCUUACCGGGCUGAGCCUCAUGACGUCCCGUCAGGCACUGACGGCUGUGUGGGCACUCGUACGGCUGCGUGCUGCCGGCGCGCCGGCGGUGAUGCGGCUUGUGUACCUACUCGUCAGGCGUGCCGCGCCGUCAGCGGAUGGCCUAGCCGCCGGGUUGGUCGCUGUCGCCAGAACCCCCUCCGUGUCGGGAAACCCGCAGACGAUGGCGCGGUUCGUGUGGGUGCUAGGCCGCGGCGCCACGGCGGCGGCGGCGGACGCGCAGCGCCAUCGGCGCACCUCCGUGUCUGUCGACCGCGUCGACGGCUGCAGGGACGCCGCCGAUGCAGGUGCCCCGGCGAUGGCGGCGGCGGCGAGCGUCGAUACCGAGGACGCCGAAGACGCGGAGGCCCGUGGCGUUACUGCGGUGUUUGUGGCGCUGAGUCAGGGACUGUUAGCCGUAGCAGAGGUCCUCUUGGCGGCUGGGCAGCAGGGAGACGGAGAGGGGGCAGAGGAGGGGCCCCCGCCGGCGGGUGGAGAGGCGCUAGUGGCGCUGGCAGAGGCCCUGGCAGGGGUACUGGUGGUGGCUCAGGCGCCAACCACCGUCGGCGGCGGCGCCAAUGGCAGCAGCACACAGCCAGCAAUGCCUCAGUGGCUGUACGACGAGCUUCGCCUCUGCUUCGUAGCUGUUGCCGACACGGCACUGCGCAGCUGCAGCGGCGCUGCGGGGCCACGGCCCAGUCGGCUUGCGGCCCGCGACCUAGCAGCUCUCGUGCAUGCGCUGUAUGACAGCGGGGCGGCGGCGGGGCGGCCGGACAUGCGUGUGGCUGCGGCUCGGCAGGUGCUGUACAGGCUGCAGGCCGCGGUGCCGUCGGCCAACGGCGCGGCUUCCGCUGCUGGAUCGGAAGCGACAUCACCCACACCCCACGGCGGCGGGGAUCGCUACACGCAACGACAACCCCGCCGGUUCUCUCAACCUCCUCGUAAUCACCGUCGCCUAGAGCAGCAGCGGCCGCGGCAGCGAGGGCCAGCUCUCAAGCUGCCGCCGCCGCCACCGCGGCUGUCGCCUGAUGACUUGGCGCGUCUGCUGGCGGCGGCGGCCCGAUUGGAGCUCUUUGAGCAUCCACUGGCACAGCCUCUGUUGGCGGAGGCCGUACACACGCUGAUGCGGUCGACGCCGGCCGCCGCGGCUGGUGCCGACGACGGCGGCGCCGCCAGCUAUGAACACGUGACUGCAAUGGCGGCGGCGGCGGCGGGGCCCCUUGGGUAUCCCGCGGGACUUGCUGCACUGCAAGAGCUUGUACGACACUGCCGCUGCCAGUACGACGACGUUGAGGCAGAUGGGGAGGGUCGUUGCGGCGAUCAAUCGGCGGCCACUGCUCCGGUCCAGGACGUGAGGAUGGCUGGUGCUGCCGCCGUAUCAUCGUCCAAGGGCCGCGCUCUACGGCACACACUGUACGGCUGGGCGGCUCGCCAGGCCCUGCCGCUGCUGCCGUGGCUGUGCGAGGGGACGCGCGCGCUGAUUUCGGAGGAAGUUGAACAUGUCCAGCAGGGCGCCCCUAGUCGUACGAUCAUGGACGAGCAAGGCACUUACGGCAGGAGGGGAGGCCGCGGGGCUUACCCGGAUAGAGAAAUAGGGGGCCUAACAGUGCGGAGGAGGUAUGUAGAGUUUGUGGAGAGGUUUGCGGGUGUGCGUAUGGUGGAUGGUGUGGAUUUGGGAGGGGGCUUUGGGGAGGUACCGAUCGUUGCUGUUGGGACGAUUAAUGACGGCUUUGGCCCGGCUGGUUUCGGCUCGGACGAUGAGGAGCCCAUAUUCUUGUCUCCCUUUCAGCGCCGACUCCGCGAGCGGGGGGGUCUGUUCGGAUAUGGUGGUGGAACCCUCGGAAUGCUCAACAGUAUGGCCUUUAGCAGCCUGAGCUCCGGCCUUACGCUACGUCACAUGCGCGCUGCCGCUGGCGGCUCAGCUACUGCGACGGCCGGCAACAGCAACGCCACUAACAGCGAUACCAGAGGCGACAGCAACAGCAUAGGCAGUGGUGCUGCAGGCGGGGCGGACGGGGGUUCUAGCGCUGGCCUGCUGCAACCUAGGCAGAUAGGCCUGCUGGACUUGCACAAUCGCGUGAGCGACCUGACCCGUAAUCGCAUCCAGAUGCUGGAACAUAACGGCGAUGGCAGUGAUGGUAGUGGCGAAGGGAGCGGGGACAACGAGGACGAGGAUAACUGUAGGGACGAGGAGGAUGGUGGUGAUGCUGGUAAUGUCGAUGGGUUGGACGACGACGAGGAGGAGGAGGAGGAGGAGGACCUGUGGGUUUACUCGGAGGAUGACUGGGAGGGGGAUGAGGCGGAGGAGGUGUAUACCGAGUAUUUUGACGACGAGGCAGAGGAAUUCGAGGAGGAGGAGGAGGAUGGCUAUGACACCGACUCGUACAGCUGGGGCAGCUUGGCCGCGAUGGCGCCUGGAGUGGGGUUACACGGCAGCAGCAGCAGCGGCGGCCGCGGCGAUGCGGAACUCCCGCAGCGGACAGCGACUGCAGCCAACGGCAGCGCCAUCGAGUCGGCGGCAAGAGGGCUGCUGGUGGCGGAUGCCAGCCCGGAUGCAGUGCUUGGGCCGCGACCCGCCAGUGACGGCAGCGGCAGCAGCUGCAGCAGUCGGGCGAGUGGCGCGACGGACGGGCGCGGCGGCUGCGCCGGUUCCCUGGAUCUGUUUGCCGAUGAGGGAGAACCGCUGCUGGCUGCAUACCGGGCAGCUGAGGCGGAUGAGGCGCAGCGACCCAGAUCCCCGCCGAACGGCGGCCCCGGCGCCGCCAACACCGCCAGUACACCUCCCGCACGGCGGGCCAGCUCUGUGCGGCUAGACGCCACGUCAAUAGCAGGAGGCCUGGGCAACUCCGGGCGCGAGGAAGAGGGCGCGCCUUUGGAGGCUCAGCGGCAGCCGCUGGCCGCUGACGCGGUGACUCUAUCUGCCUCGGUAUAUGUGACGGAGGAGGGGGAGGGACAUGGACAAAGACACGGGCGGCCCCCCUCUGGCGUCGAAGGACGGCGUCGCAGCAGGAGCCUGUCACUCGCCUGGGCUGCGGCGCGCUUUGCACUGAGCGCGGUGCUGGUGCCGCUUCGGCUAGUCAUGUUCGUCGCGGGUCUGUCUUCUGAUGCCUUUGCCGUAAUUGCGCGGCGGCCGCCUCCGCUACGAGCGAUGCGGGUGCGGCAGCAGCUGGUGGCUUCGGCCUGGUGCAGCACGGGCACGGUGUCUGCUGCAGAGGCCCCGGUAGCAUCACCAACCGGGACGCUUGCUACGCCGUCCUUGCCGUUUUCCAUGUGGCUCCAACGGCGUCGACAACAGCGAGAGCUGGGGCUGGGACAGCAACCAGGCGGUAGCAGUCCCCCUGACAACAACGCGGUAGCGCCGGCGGCGGCGAUUACGACUGUCGAGCUGUCGUUGGCCCAGAUGGCCGUGGGGACAGCCACUGACCUUACGACGAUAGAUAUUGCAGAACAGCAUCCCUCGAGCCCUGUAGCCGCACAAGGCCAGCCAGCUCGGAGGUCUGCAGCCGGGCUCGCGACCACUGCUGCCACCGCUGGCGGUACCAGAGUCGCUGGGGGUCGUAGCCGCAGUACGCUGCCGCGGCAGCAGGCGGGGCAAGGUAUCUUAGAUAUUGAGGAUGCAGGCGCCGUACACCUCGGCAGCAGCGCCGCUGCUGCCACGGGCGACGCUCUUCAGGGCUCGCCGAUUCACCGCUGCCGCGACUUGGAUGCGGAAGAGGCUGACGGCGAGUCCACGAGCUCUGGACUUGGUUCAGACGCGGAUUUGGAUUCCGAUUCAAGUGUGUUCCGCUUUUGGCGACAGCUGGCGGAUGCUGACGUGGAGGAGCUCGUGUCUGCGGCUGGGAUCGGCUGCUCCGGCUUCAGUGGAGAGGCUUCCGAACAGGGCCCUUGCGAACUAGGGGACAGCAAGCGCCAGGCUGCGUCCCGCUGCCGCGGCAGUGGCGGCAGCGGCCACGCCGCCGCCGCCGCCGCCGCCUCCCCUACAGCAAUAGCAGCCUCAGCAGCUCGCAGUCCUCACACAGCUGGAACCCAGGAGACGGCCGGGGGACUGAGAAGUGAUGAGGUGACAACCGCGCGCAUGCGUGCGUUGGUCCAUCAGGUGCCGGCGGCGAGGCGGCCCCGCUCUGCCGCCGGCUGCCCACGACCCUUCGGCUCUGCACGCGCCCUGCUGCGCCCAAUCGCACCACCUGGGGUUCCGGAGGGCGCUGCGCGGCCUCUUCAGCAGCCACUGCCGCCGGACCAUCCAUCGACUGGGUUGGAGCCCCGAAACCGGGUAUCAGCACCGUUGGCAGCUAUCGGCGGCGGCUCGGGUGCCGACGAUAUGCAGCCGACCACCGCAACGGCGACAGGGGCAGCAGCAGGAGCGCCACUACUGCUGCGAGGGCGCCAGUACGGCGUUCCCGAAGCAAGUGAUAGGUUACAGCGCCUGCUGUUGCGCCGCGUCGCGUCAAUGGAAAACAUGUGGAACCCGGUUCAGGCUACACAGCUACCGCCGCCACGACCGGCGGCUGCGGGGGCAGCGGGAGACGAACUGGGGGGUCUGGCCGUACCGUCAUGCGCCGCCGCUGCGGCCAUGCUGUGUACGGCCGCGGUGCCGUGUUUCCCGCCGCGACUGCUCCGGCUGCCGAAUACGGAACUCGGGGUGGAGGCCCUCAACCAGCUGUCCGAGACAGGGCCGUGGCAGAGCGCUGGUGCGGGACCAGUCAGAGUUGUGGAGACGAACACAAGCACUGGCGGCCAUAGUCCGAGAUUGCGGUCCUUGUGCCCGUCGGCCUUGGCGGCGGCAGCGGGCUCCACCUUUGGCGGCAGCAGCGGCGGUGCGGGCGAGACUGAUGGAGCUCACAUAACGGCUUGGCGGAACCUAGAUAAUGGUGGUGACGACGAACGAGGGCGUGAGGCGCGGAGUGGACGGCGGCAGGUAGCGUCGUUUGGAGGCCAUCGAAGACCUCAACAGCGACAGCGGCACCAGCAACAGCGGGCGGGCCGUCAGUCGUGGGACAGCCUCGAUGAUGGCGCCGACGGGGGCGACGGCAACACCGCCUUCGACGGCCGCAGCCCUGGCCGGCAGUGGCAGUGGUGCUACUAUUACAGCGACGGCAACACCGAUGAUUACCGGGGACUCCCUGACCGGACUUGUUGCACUCUUGGGGGGGCCUCUGAGACGCACGUGAACCCGCGCCUGCCGUCGCAUCUGGGCCUGAGGCCUUUAUCAAGGGGCCCCGCUGCGGUGGCUGGGGGAGGGCAGCGGGUGGGAGGCGGCAGCGGCGCUGCCCGCGACUUGCGCCGCCUCAGUCACUGUCACCCGGCUCACCCGGUCCCGCCGUCAGUCGAGAGGGCGGGCGGGCGGGCGGUAGCGCCCGUGUACACGGCGCAAGGCCAGCAGGGGGAGCAGCAGCAGCAGCUGCAACAGUACCAGCAGCCGCGUGUCGCGACGUGUGAGGAGGAGCGACAGCUGCGGCGGCAACGGAGGCGUCAGGGGUUGGUAGAGCCGCCGCUGUCGGAGCCAAACGGCGGCCGGUUGGAUGUUUUGAACGCGCUGGGCGCCGUCGACACCGCUGCUGAUGACACGCCGCCGCACCUGGCGAUGAUUCGCAACACCAGCGCUACUCUGCGUUUCGCACGGCAGACUGGGAACGCGAGGCAUGCUGUUUCCGUGCGUAGUGCCAACGGCGCCGAAACCAGCUCCGCCUCCUUCACGUGCCCAAGGCCCGAAUUCAGGUUCACCACACGCGAGGAUGACCGGGGAGUAGCAGGAUCCAGGUCCGAAAUCCUGUCCACAGGAGAAAGGGAUCUCAGUGCUCUAGCACGGAUGAUAGCAACUGGGGCCUUUUGCAGCCCGGUGGCGGCGCCGUCACCGCCGGAAGCAACCGCCGCCGGCGCUGCAUAUACGGCACCAGGCACGUCGCCAGGUGCCGCCGGCGCCGCCGCCGCCUCCGUUGGUCAGUCCGCGCGGCGACGGCACGCCCAACAGCGGCAUGAACGCCGCGCCCUGCCGGUGCUGCCGCACCGCCGCCGCCUGGCAUCCACGGAAGCUAGCGGCUCCCUCUCGCUUGGCCAUGCGACCUUACCAGAAGGGGACUUGGAGCUGGAGGAGAUCGCGGCGUGCCUGUCUCCACGGCCGACGAUGCCGGUGGCGGCUGCGGCUGCCCCUGUGCCGCGAGACCGUCGUCGUGUGACGGUGCCGUGGCGACUCGGGGCGGCGGCGUCGAUCUCUGUGGAUGUGGGUGAGUCUGUUUCCGGCGGGGACGAUGGCGACGACGCUGGUGAUGCUUUGUCUACACCACCGCCGUUUGAGCCGCUGUAUGCGGCUGAGGAUGGUAGCGUCUUUGGGGAUGCUGGCGAUGUGGACGCCUGGGCGCAGGGCCUGCAGGUGCUCGUGUCGGACAGCGACGAGUCAGAGACUGCGCGCCCCGCCCGGUGCCGCCUUCCCCAUCCCCGCCGCUGGCUGCAUGAGCGCCAUGAGGGUCCGGUCGCUCUGCCUGGUGCCGUCAGCGUAGCUGGGCGGGGGGAAGGGGUCCGUGGAGUUCGCGGCGCAGGGCCGGAAGGUGGCUGUCCGGCGGCGGCGGGUGGCGGCGGUGCGGAGGAUGGGCAGGUGGAUGGCAGCUCUGGGGCCAGGGAUCCCAGCUACAGGAGCGAUAGCAGUGCUGGAUGGUGGCGAUUGGGACAGCAGCGGCGGCGGCCAGGAUGCGAGGAUGUGGGCGGUGCAGCAGGGCUGCUGCUGGGGCAGCGGCGGGCUUCAGGUACUGGUGUAAGUGUCGGUGGCGACGGCAGCAGCGAUGAUGAGAACGAGGAUGAGGACGGGUCGUGGAGGGAGUGGUGGGCCUUGCCGCGGGGACGUCGACGAGCCAGCGGCGGUCCGGAGCACGGCCUUGGUGGCGUCAGCCACCUGGGUGCUAGGCAGCCUGCCGCCGUCGAUAAUGAACAGCGUGGUAAAUGUGGUGGUGGAUCUGGUUGUGGUGGUCACGAUGGCAGCAGCGUGGGCACGCCACAGUCCAACUCCACCGACGUCGGGGAAGGGCAUGUGGAUAGGGAGGUGGGCAAGGCUGCUUGCGGCGACAGCAGCAUUCGUGAUGGGGCGUCGGCCCCCCAGUUGCUCAACAACGAGGACGGCGGCGCAGGCGCAGGCGUGCCAUGCGCCGACGGCGACGGCGGCGACGACAGCGAUGGCGAUGGCGACCUGGUGCAGCAGCCAUUGCUGGGUGAGGAGGGAAGUGACGACGUCGCAUCAAGGAACAGCGGCUACGGCCACGAUGUCGACGUCGACGCGAACGGCCUGACGGGAACCGGCUCGUUUGGAGCCGAAUUCGAUGACCACCUGCAAGGUCUGGACGACAUACUGGCGGACGAGCUGUACGAGCACGGGUACGGCGGGUGGGACGUCGCUGCCGGCGAGACGACGGUCGAUAGCGAUGAGGGCAGUGAUGACGUUCUACCGCCGCUGAACCGCUUGCAUUACUCGUCCACGGGCGCCAACGGCAACGGCAGCACCGAGGGCGCCGCCGUCGCGGGGGGUGGGUCUGUUACAGCACCUGCAGGCGGCCAACGGGGCUUCGGCAGCACCACUACCACUACCAUUACCACUACCACCAUUACCAACAACAACGGUAGCUGGAGCCUCGGUGGAGGGGCAACGAACACCAGCAGCGGCUUGAGCAUCUAUCGGCGCAUGGCCAGGGAGCGGCCACGGGACCGAAAUGGACCGAAUGCGGCGGCGGGUGCUUGUGGGGACGAGGAUGAUACGUAUGGCGGCGAGUCCGACUCUUCAGGCGGCAGAUCCUCCCCGCGGAGCUUGCCGCCUCUCCUGUCGAACUCCGACACGCCGCGUGGUGGCGGCAGCAGCAGUAGCAUGAGCACCGGUAGCAAUCAUUCAGACAGUACGCCUUCGCUGGUGCACUCUGAAACCAGCUCAGAUGGCGAGCCGUCCGGACAACGCCGUCGGCGUUUUGCCUGGGUGGAGAGCCAAGGCAACCAAAGCUCCCAACGAUGGCCGCAACGGCCGCCAGCAGCGGCGGCCGCGGCCACGGUCACAGCCACAACGGGAACCAGGGCGACGCCACGGCCGGCCUCCGUAUCAGAUCUGCAGCGCACAGGGCGCAGGGGUCCAUCCUCCUCCUCGCCGUCGUCGUCGUCGUCCCGGCAGACGGCUGCUGCUAUAAGCUCGACAGUGCAGGCUAGAGAAGGGAUUUCCAACACCCAAUCGGGGGCCGAGACGUCGUGGGCCGCCGCCAUGGAAGCCUUACUGCGAGCACUCCUUGAUUUUCGUACAGUUGCAAGCGGUGCCGGCGGCGGUGCCAGCGGCAACUCCGCUGAGUCGUCGGCUUGGUCGCUCGGCUUGGAGCCGGUGUCUGGGCUGCGGGGACAGCCGACAGCGGCGACGGCGACGGCCACCGCAUCCUUCAGCGGUCUGCUGCGGCCGCGGACCCCUGCAGCUUUCAGCGGUGGCGGUGGCAGCGGCGGCGGUGGCGGCGCCACAUCACAGAUCGUGGCGUCUCUCGUCCGCAUUCCGGCCGACAUGUUAAUUAACGUGCCGCAUGGCUCCGUAGUCAGCAUUACGAUACCCGCUGGGGGGUUUAGGGGUGCCGGAGCUGGCGGCGGCGGCGGCGGCGGUGGUACGGCCAGCACCUCAGGCAGCGAUCGCCCGGGUGGUGACAGCAGUCCGAGCACCACAGCCACCACAACAGCCGCAACGACCAUAACUUCCGCCGGCACAACCACAACCACUGCUGCGCGAAUCCUGCCCAUUCAACUUGGGGGCAUGUCGUCGUUUCCUUUGUCCUGGCGAAGGUACCUGCCGCCGGAAGACAGCGACGGCAGCCAUCCCAAUGACCGACCGGGGUUGCCGGGGUCCUACGAGGAGCAGGACAUCCCCUCCUGGGCGGUGCGAUUUGCGCCGCCGCGGGUGACGGCAGCAGGAGCAGGGCGAUCUGAGCUGAGCGACGCGCCGUUGCGGAUCGCGGAUGGCGGCGCCGGCCCCGGCUCCGCCGCCGCGGCCAAUCUUGCAUCUGGGAGGGGACUGCAAGGUCCUGUUUCGGAGCAUGAUGGCGAUGCAGGAGGUACGGGGCCUGCCAACCUCGCAGCGACGUCUCCCGGCUUCCCGACUCUAUGGGAGGACUUUUCAUUCUCUUUCGUAAAUGAUGACGAUGGCGAUGGCGAUGGUGAUACUGACAAUAGUCAUGAUGAUGAUGAUGGUGAUGAUGAUCAUCAUGAUGACGAGGAGGAGGAGGAGGAGGAGGAGGAAGAAGAAGACUACAACGGCGAGGCUGAGCACGGCCAGGACAGCGACACUGAAAGCUUUCCAGACAGCCUGCCGGACCUCAUCCCGCUGGACGUGCUUCUGGGCGCCUCCGGCCUGGCGCAGCAGCUCCCACAGCCUCCCCCUGAACCUCCCGCCGCCGGGGCGGCUUCAAGAGGCCUUGCCGCGGUUGGCGAGUUAGAGGCGGCAGGGGACCAGGGAUCUGGAGGAGACAGGGAGCCGGCUGAAGGAGCGGACGGGGCUUUCGGAGGCGUGGCAGCCGGUAUUGAGCGCGACGGCGGCGCUGGCCCGGCUGGUCCGGCCGCUGGCGACGGCAGCUCUGUGGCUGAACAGAUCCACUCUGCUACUGCUCACGAGCCGCAUGAACACGGAAACUCGCCGGGUGAAGGCCGGGAAGGCGGCCCGGCGCGGCAGACAGUCGACGCGGGCGCAGUCCCCCCCAACGCUGCAGGCUCCGCGGCUGGCCCACGCGGCCUGAAUACGGUGUCAAGGUACGCCGGACCCCUCAUGGAUGGCGAUGACACGGACGAGGGGAAUGUGGCGGCGGCCCCGGGGGGGGAUCCGGGAGAAGGUGGAGGCGGAGGCGAAUUGAGGACCACUGGCGGCACUGGGGUAAUGGCGCCGGCGCCGGCGGCAGCCGCAGCAGGGCCGCGGCCGCCGGGCACGGUGCCCGCCCGACGCAACGCCGUGGCCUACCCCCGCAGCGUGCUGCUCAGCAUGCUGGAGGCGCUUCGGUUGGCUGAGACCGCCGUGGGCAACGCGAUGCAGGAUAAUGGAGCCCGGGGGGUAGCCGGCAGUGGCAGUGGCGCCGGCGAUGCCGCCGCCGCAGCCACUGCGGCGACACGUGCGCCUGGCCUGGUUGCACUCGGCUCGCCGCCGCCGCCGCCGCCGCCGCGCCCGGCUCGCCAUGUCGCGGCCGCCGCUGCACUGCUCCGUGAUGGGGCCUUCGUGGCGCAGCUUUUGAAUGAAUUGCCGGAGAUCCACGCCAUGGGUGUCUUUGGUCUUAUUACGCAGCUGGUAAACGCGGGCGCAAAGCCUCGGGUUGUCAGCCUGCAAAAUGGUGAAGCAGAUGGUCGGCCGGAUAACCUGCUGCUGGUUGACGCCUUCAAUGUUUUGUACUACCUGGUAUCAAAGAUACCAGAUGCCAUCGACUGGAAGUCUACUGAAUUCCAUGGCCAGCUUUACCAGGAGACUUGUCGCUACUUUGGCGGCCUGCAACGCAGCGGCCUGCGUUGUGUCCUCAUCGCCGACUCGGCCACAGCCCCUCGCCAUGAGCGCCUGUACACCGAGAGCACGCGCCAUGCCCUCACCAUCGGCCAGGUCAUUCCUCCCACCGCCGAGCUGGUUAUGUUUCAGGCCUGCCGCGAUUUGGGUCUGGAAAUCAUCCGCAGCGUCCACUCUGCGGAUGACCUCCUGUUAGCUUGGGCUCACCGUCACCGCGACGCCGUCUUCGCCGUUCUGUCCAAGGACUCCGACUUCCUCGUGCUCGGCGUCCCAAAAAUCGUACAUCCGCAGGACGUCAUCAUCGACGCGCGCUGCGUCUGCCUCCACGUAUGGUCCACCGAAGACGCCUGGCGCGCCUGGCACAUGGCCGCGGCGGGUCCCGCAGGCGCGUAUAUGCCACCCCUGCUUCGCCGUGCGCAGGUCGCGGCGGUGCUGGGUAACGACAUGGGCAUGGACCUGCGGCACCGUCUGAUGCGCCACCGUACCGCUGCUUUCUCAGGUGCAGGCGGCGGCCUCCGCCCCGGCGUCGUGCCACCCAUUAGUCCCGGCGCUGCAGCACGUGCUGUCGUACACCUGCCGUCAAACGUGAAGCACCUGGAUGUGAAUUUUUUCCGUAAGCGGCCCAUCAGCUUGCGGGAAUUUAGCGAAGAUGACUUGACCCAGAUUAACGACAUCGUCCAGGCGUAUUUGGAUCAGGACCGCGCGGCGCGGGACGGCAGCAUCCUCCGAGAUCUGACGCUGACGGAGGCAGCGCUACCUUGGCUGGAUCCUGCCGUGGCGAACCGCUUUAUGGCAGCAGGUCCGCUGCCGAGCUUCUUAGCAGAAAUCUCUUGCCGUGGCCUGGCGACGAUGACUCUGGUAGACCCAUUCUGGCAACAGCUGCGGGUGCUGCGCCGCGCGGUGGCAGAAGCGCUGUUGGACGAGCGCGCCCCGGGCGCGGCGUUCGAAUACGAGCCGUCGACGAACACGCUGCACCCCCUUACUGGGGGAAGGGCGGCGACGGUGGAACGGAGCGUUGUCGAUUGGUUCCAGCCCAAAGUGCACCUGCCGGAGUUGCCUGUUGUUGAUGCUGCUGCGGCGGCGGCGAAGCCGUCGCCGCAGCGGCAGGCGACGCUGCAGCAGACGGUGACAUACCUACGGGAGAUGGAACCGGAGCUGCCGGCUUCGCUGGCUGUCGUAUAUUCGCUGAUGCUUCACGCCGUCGACCCAGAUCCUGCGGCGUGGGACGAGCAGGCGGUUCGGGAGGUGCUGGUGCCGGGGGUGCCUCCGCGGUCGGGCGCUGACGCGCCGCCGGCAAUGGUGGCGGCGGCCGUGGAGGCCGACGAGGCUGACGCGGCGGCGGCGGCGGUCGGUCUACGCACCACCCUUAUUGAUGUGGGCAGCGCCCUGAAUGAGCGGGACUGGAACGAUAUUGAUGACAAAGAGGUUGUUGGCCAGGUGCGCUCAGGUGGUGGCUACAAGCUGCUCAAGGAGAUUCAGCCGUGGGACCAGCUAGCGGCAGUCAGGGGACGCAGCGGGGCCGCGGCUAUGGGGGGCAACACGCUGUUUGCCCUGGCGCGUCGGGCGCUGGAGGCUGGUCCGAGGUCGUCGGAGUGGGCGGCGGCGCAGGACCUCCUAGACAUGGUGGACGAGCAUCUGAAGGGAGCGGAGCGGCAGCCACAGCGGCUAAGGGCCAGGCCCCUCCACGUCAUCCUGUCCACCCCCACGGGUAGCGGCAAGACCUUCACAGCGGUGAUGUUGCACUUGCACGUGCUGAGGGACAUGGAGCGCCCCGUAGCGGGAGCGACGGGGCGAGGAGGAGCAGGGAAGGGAGGGGCGGCAGGAGCAGUGGAUGCGGUGGCUGCGGAGGGGAGGACGGGGCAUCCACAGACGAUCCUGGUGUACUCGGUGCCCACUAAGCAGGUGCUCAAGCGCGUGGGUCAGGAGUGUGAGGCGCACGGGGUGGUGUACUGGACGGCGGCACGUGACGGGGACUUCUUCCAGGUCCGGCGUCCGUACUCGAUUCGUACGAAGCGCGGCGGCGGCAGCACGGGCGCGGGCACCAUGCGACAGCAGCUGGAGGAAAACGCUAAGCGGGGUGCGACGAACGAGGAUUUGGGUGGCGGCAAACCCGAUGUCAUCAUCGCGGACAUCUAUGCAACAGCGGCGCUCGUCCAGGUCGCAUCAGAGGCUCCCCAUGACGCGUUUUACCGCUCGUCAAAUCUGGUGCUGUAUUUGGACGAGCCAAACAUGGGCAUCCACCUGGACAAGGAGGUCCGGCAAGUCGUGCGUCAGAUCAUGUCCUUUGCUCCCCCGACCACCAUCCUGGCCUCAGCCACCCUGCCCGGUUGGGACGACCUGCCGGCCUGGUGGAAGGGAAGCGGGGCAACCGCGGCCACGCACGCCGUCAUCACGCAGGAGCCGUACGAGUUGCCCACGUGUCGGCUUACCGUCCUUGAUGACGUGUCCGGACAACUAGUGCCCGUAUCCCCCCUGGAGCUGUUCGACGAUGUGGGUCAGCUGGCGACCACCCUGGAGAGAAGUCCACGAGCCAGAGUGCUGUUGCUGCGUUACUUCACGUCCGAGCAGGCCAACCAGCUGUUAGGGCUGGAGGCGGGAGCACCGGCGGCAGCGGCGAACAGAUCGGAGGCGAAGGCCAGUCCUGACGGGAAGAAGGCGGGAGCGGCAGCUGUGGCUAAUGGCAGCGGCGGGACGGCGGGGGCGGAGGAGGAGGGGAAGGAGAAAAAGAAGAAGGAAAAGAAAGAGAAGAAGAUUAGCAAGAAAGGAAAGGAAGAGGAACCGGACGAACGAGGUCAGGAGGUGCAGGGAGAGGAAAGAAAGGAGCAGCCGCAGCAGCAGGAGGAGGAGGAGGAGCAAGAGCAGGACGAAGGGUGGAAGAUGCUGGACCUCGACGUUCGUGGCCUCCGGUCCGAGCUGCUGGAGCCCGCGCUGAGGGCUCUGAGCACUCAGCCGGACAGGUUCCAGGAGCUGAGGGAGGCCUGGAGGCAGCCGGCCGUACCCGCACCGGGAGACAUGCGGGACGUGCUGUCCAAGCAGGGAGUGACACUGGUGGCCACUAUGGAGCCCAGGAAACUGGCGCUGAAGCUCGCAGGAAAAUCUCCCGCCGAUCAGGAGCGCUGGGCGGCGGAGGCGCAUGCUCUACGCGCCAAGGUGCGCGAGGCCGCUGCCGACAAGCGCGCUGCCGACAAGGCGCGCGAGCGCGCUGCCAAGCGCGGCGACGAGGAGGGCGGUCGCGCGGGUGUGCGUGAUGACGGACUGAGCGGUGCCGGUCGUGUGGCGCUGCGGCCGGGUUUGACGGUCUGGGCUGACGAGGCGGAUGACGUGACGGAUGUUGACACGCUUGUGAUGCUGUCCAAGGGUGUGGCGUACACGGCCAGUAAGGAUGUGGAGCCGCUGGUGAAGCGGUUGUACCAGCAGGCGCUGUUGUACGUGCCCGAGCGGGCCGGAACCCGGCCACCGUUGCACACGCUCGUCGUGGACUAUUCGGCGGUGUACGGCACGGACUGCCCCGCCGUCGACACCAUCAUCCUGUGCAGCGACCUGGCGGAGCACCUCAGCUGGGAGGACCACCAGCAGUUCAUGGGUCGCCUCCGCCGCGACGGCACUGUCAUCUACCCCUCAAUGGGCCUUUUGCGGCGGGCCGUACUGGGCGGCGGGCGGCAGCAGUGGGCAGAGCGCGAGGGUGGGCGCCAGGAGCAGCAGCGCCGGCAGGUGGAGGAGGUCCUUGAUCGGCACGUAGCGCCGACGACGGAGGGAGCAGCCGCUGACGCCACCAAGGCCGCGACCCGGGAGCUGCUGCGGCUGGUCCGACCUGGUAGCUUGUCGCGGGCUGACGUGGCGAGUCUCGUACUGAUGUACGCACUGCGUGACGUGGUUAGGGUAUCCGCCGGCAGUGGUGCUACCCAGCUUUGCGCAGCGGCGCUGCGGCGGCUGAAGCAAUGGGGACCAUUGAAGCCGCUGCAGCUGCUGGAGUUCCUUAAGCUGAACCGAGCGGCAGAGCAGCGUCGACUGGUUUCGGCGCUGGAGGAGCUUUGCAUGGCCCCCGCAGGGCCCGACAGUACAGCAGCCUUGUUGCCGUGCGCCGGCAGGCUCUUGCAGCUGCUGGCGGAGGAGGAGCUCGUGGAGGAGGAGGGAAUGGCGAUGUGGUGCGAGGCGGCGGCGGCGGCGGCACUGCAGGGCCCCGCAGGUAUGAGUGGGGCCGCGUACAGGUGCUGUGCUGCCGCGAGUUCGGCAACUGAGCAUUCGGCGGCGCCGGGACUCCCAUUGCCCAGUUGCCCUUUGUCGUUGCUGUCGCUGUUCGGUUGGCCUCCGCCGGUGUUACUGUUGGCAGUGCUGCCACCGCGGGUGCUGGGGGCGUCGGUGGCACUUCCACCAGCACCACUACCUCCGCCAGCUCUGUCUCCCGUGGUGCCGAGCAUGUUGACUGUGAUUUUGCACAAGCGCGAGCGUCGGGCGCCCUCCUUCCUACGACGCCAACGAAACGUCCGGCCGCCAGCCUGGCCGCGCCCGAUUCGUAUGGCCCCCCUGCACGUGACUCUACACCAUCACGUGCGCACCAACUGGAAGGGUGACGACGUCCGCCUCUACCAACCCUUCCGGGACCACUUCCACUUGACAUGCCUCAUGUCCACCGCGAAUCCAAGACUCACCGAUAAGAUGGAGGCGUUCUACAUUGCUCAGUAUAACUGCCUUGGGCCGGACGGCUACAAUGUGCUGCGCGGGCCUCCUUCCGCCAGCCCGACCUUCUACACGAUGACCCAAAAACGUGCUGGUACCGCACACACGCCCGCCGCCGCAUUACAAGAGACCGCCCAACUGACGCUUACGAUGCCGAGAAGCGGGGGGCACUUGGACGCUUUGACAGGAACCCCGGUUGCACGGGCGACUGCUGUUGCAGGGCCCAAGCAAACACAGACCGGAAUGAGGCUGGAGGAAUGA
Volvox carteri f. nagariensis is the source of this 17247-nucleotide messenger RNA. RefSeq lists its product as uncharacterized. The record is from RefSeq and is a predicted model, not a curated record. The transcript is spliced from 33 exons. Bases 1 to 17247 code for a protein of 5748 amino acids. NCBI's taxonomy places the organism in Eukaryota, Viridiplantae, Chlorophyta, Chlorophyceae, Chlamydomonadales, Volvocaceae.